AUGGGAAGUUCAGGUUUACCUCCAGGAUUCCGGUUUCAUCCUACUGAUGAAGAACUCAUCGACUAUUACUUGAAAAGAAAAGUCGAAGGUCUCGAAAUCGAGCUUGAAGUCAUUCCACUUAUUGAUCUUUAUAAGUUUGAUCCUUGGGAGUUACCAGACAAGUCUUUUCUUCCAAACCGGGACAUGGAAUGGUUCUUCUUCUGUUCAAGGGACAAAAAAUAUCCUAAUGGUUUUCGUACAAACCGAGGAACAAAAAGCGGUUAUUGGAAAGCAACCGGAAAAGACCGGAAAAUUACAUGUCGUUCAUCUUCUACAAUCGGCUAUAGAAAAACCCUAGUUUUCUAUAAUGGUCGUGCUCCGUUAGGCGAUAGAACCAGUUGGCUCAUGCAUGAAUAUCGACUAUGCGAUGAUGAGAGUUCAUCACAAGGUUCACAAAUUUUUAAGGGAGCUUUUGUGUUAUGCCGUGUGGCUAAGAAGAAUGAGAUCAAGAAUAACUCAAAAAUUCACAGAAUGAGAUCAGGAGAAAGUUCAGGUUAUUCAAGUCGAGUGACUUCCCCUAGUCAUGAUGGAGUGAUGCCGGUUCACUCAUUUGUCAAUCCGGUUUCUACUCAAACCGAUUCUUCCAACAUUUGGACUUCACCUGAUUUCAUUCUCGAUUCUUCAAAAGACUAUCCUCAAAUCCAAGAUUUUGCAUCUGAGUACUUUCAAGAAUUCGAAUUUCCGGUUAUGGGUACUCAAAACGUUGAUUUUCCAGAGAGUACCUUGUAUGCCAAUGUAGACCAGAGCAUGAACGAAGCGAUGCAAAGUGGUUACUGGACAAAUAGUUGGUACGAUCAAACCGAUUUACUCGGUCAAUCAGACUUCUCCUAG
Eruca vesicaria subsp. sativa (arugula) is the source of this 870-nucleotide messenger RNA. The record is from the annotation of a GenBank genome assembly. NCBI's taxonomy places the organism in Eukaryota, Viridiplantae, Streptophyta, Magnoliopsida, Brassicales, Brassicaceae.